Salmo salar (Atlantic salmon) is the source of this 1380-nucleotide messenger RNA. RefSeq names its product chromosome 8 C22orf15 homolog (gene c8h22orf15). The record is from RefSeq and is a predicted model, not a curated record. Lineage: Eukaryota; Metazoa; Chordata; Actinopteri; Salmoniformes; Salmonidae.
ACAAACAUUUUUGCUGGCUCUGCAACAGUUCAAAACGGUUUACAGGUCUAGCUUUAAAAUGCCAAAUGGAUAACGUAUCCUGUCAACUGUUGGUUUGCUCAGAGCAACUGCAGAAGCCAUUCACAAUGACCUCCUCAGUGCAGAAGCUUAGUCACUAAGUAUGACAGUAGUCAACAACAUAGAUGUUUUGGGGGGACUAUUGUGGCACUGUGUGCUAAGCCCAAACUCAUCACUCCUUUGGCUCUAUGGAAGAGGCGAGUGCUUCAGCUACUUGUAGCAACAUUAUGGGAGGUGGCUUUAGAGGUCUGGUCUGAAGCGUUUUGUGUAGAGAGAAGGUGAAAUGUUUGUCACCGUGCAGUUUGGAGAGGGCCAAACCGAACUGUUUAACCUGAACUGCAGGGUGAUAGACUUCAUCCACAAUUUGAAGGAGAGAUGUUAUCUGGAUUCUCAAGACUGCGUGGACCUGAUGGACAGGACAGGGGAGCUGGUGAACCUGAGUGAAAAGGAGAAGAGCAUGGAGCAGGCCAGCAGUAUGAUGAAGGAGAGGCACAGCUAUGUUCUCAUACGCAUCUGCAGAGGUGAUGGGACUGAAGGGCAGAAGUAUGUGCCACUCCUAAAUGACCUUAGCAAGAGCAGUCCCGAGUUAGCAGAGGUCCUAAAGAAGCUGUCCAACCCCUGUAAGGAGCAGGACAAAAAGGGUGGUCCCUCAAGGAAAGGCUCUGUCAACCAGAUCCGGCGCAAGCCCACUGCUGGAAACAAGAAGAGCCAUCCUGGAAGACUUAAAGAUAUGAAGAAAGGAGAGGAGGAAGGCUGAAAAAGAUGGUGAUGGACAUGCAUGUGUAGAAAGCUGUGGACCACAAACAUGUAAUUGUGUUGGUGCUGUGGUUCUCUUCACUCCAAUUAUUUUUUACUUAGGUAAAUUUAGGUUGAUAAAUUAACAUUCCCACAUAUCCCUGGUAAAAGUAAGAAUGGCAUUUGAAUGUAGCUUGUCACCUGUGUGUACUAAAAGCUGGUAUUGGCCCAGAAAUGUUUUUACUAAUCUAGGAUUAUUUGGCUAAAUUAACACAGGCAGCCCAAUUAUAUGUAAAAGAGCUGAUCUUAUUGGUCAAAAGAUCAAUUAAUGGAAAAUAUCAGAAUUGGACUGCCUGUGUAAACUGCAGCCUAAUGUGAGAAUGAGACUAUAUGGACCAUUGGACUUAAAGGCAUAUAAAUGUAGCCUGAGGCUACUUAUCCAUGUAUUCAUAACAAUUAAUAAUGUUUAAAUUAAAUUAUUAGUUGACCAACUAAUAAAGGUAGCCUAUAUAUGUACUGAACAACAAUAUAAAUGUUAGUCCCAUAUUUCAUGAGUUGAAAUAAAAGAUCCCAGAAAUGUUCCAUAUG